GACGUCAUCUGUGCGCACUUUCGUCCGCUUGGCCUCGAUUGCCAUGGCCGUCUGCCUUGCGAAGUGGGCAGCACCUGCGUUUUCCAUGGCUCCUGUCCCUAUGGAGAGCGACAUGGAGAUGAGCUUCGGCAAGCAUCGUGGCCGCCUGAUUUCG
Molecule: messenger RNA, 154 nt
Organism: Symbiodinium sp. CCMP2592
Lineage: Eukaryota; Dinophyceae; Suessiales; Symbiodiniaceae
Source: the annotation of a GenBank genome assembly